Messenger RNA from Anguilla rostrata (American eel), 4044 nucleotides. RefSeq names its product ankyrin repeat and SAM domain-containing protein 6-like. The transcript has 16 exons. Gene Ontology annotation, cellular component: cytoplasm; nucleus. Gene Ontology annotation, biological process: innate immune response. NCBI's taxonomy places the organism in Eukaryota, Metazoa, Chordata, Actinopteri, Anguilliformes, Anguillidae. Gene Ontology annotation, molecular function: protein binding. The record is from RefSeq and is a predicted model, not a curated record. The coding region runs from base 306 to 2999 and encodes 897 amino acids.
GAUGUUGCGCGUGCGCAAACUUUACGGGGGACAGAUUUCUUGUUGGAUACAUGGCUAACUAUAAAGCUACACCGGCUACAAAUAACGUAACGGGACGAAUUAACGAAAAACGUUAUCUUUUUAAAUAGUCAUUUAGGGAAUGCGGAGGAGACACUAAUGCUUUUUGAAUACUUACAUGAAUGAUUUCAGCGUUAACAGAAAAUUUGAAACGCAAUGUAUUUUAAACAUGGGCCGGCGACAGACGUUCUAAAUAGCGGAGAACAACUUUCAGAGCAAAAGUACAAGAUAAAAAACACCACCCCGAGAUGAAUUACAGUAUUCCAGCCAACUCGCUGCUGUUGUUCCGUGCUUGUGAUGAGGGGGACUACGAGAGUGUCAGGAGGAUUCUUGAACCUGGAGCAAGCGAAACCGGGACUCAGUGUCGAUCUGAAUGUAACGUUGAUCUCUCCCGAGCCCUUUCGCUUGUACCGGUGGAUUGCACGGACGAAGAGGGAAACACUGCGCUCCAGUUCGCCGCAGCGAGUGGUCACGAAAACCUGGUCAGGUUUCUACUCAGAAAAGGGGCCUCCGUGGACAGCCGUAAUAACUAUGGCUGGACCCCGCUCAUGCAAGCUGCAAGGUUUGGGCACCUCAACGUUGCCCAGAUUUUGCUGGAAAAUGGGGCGGAAAUCAACGGCAAGAACAGAAUGGGGGCCAGCGUGCUCACCACGGCAGCCAGAGGGGGCCACACCGGCAUGGUCAAGCUGCUGAUGGAGAGCGGGGCCUUCGUGGACGACUACGACCACCUGGACGUCCCCGAGGGCAACGGCAACAACAACAACAACGGAAGCGGCGGGCCCAGGGAGUUCCUGGACGUCACCGCCCUGAUGGCAGCCGCUCAGCACGGGCACGAGGCGGUGGUCAGGCUGCUCCUGGAGUGGGGCGCCGAUGUCAACGCCACCCUCAAGACCACGGGCUGGAGCCCGCUCAUGCUGGCCACACUCAGCGGGAAGGUGGGCGUGGCUCAGCAGCUGGUGGAGAGAGGUGCCGAUCCCGACCAGGUCAACGUGCUGGCCAAGACCGCCUUCGAGAUCGCCCUGCAGCUCAAGCAGAAGGAUGUGAAAACCUACCUGGACUCCAUAACCACUGUGCGCCCACAAACAGAUGAUGACAAGAGAAGGCCAGAUGUAUUCAGUGCCCUGAAAUUAGGGAACUCCCAGCUGGUGAAGGAGAUCCUGGAUGAGGAUCCGGCCCAGGUGAACAUGGCGAACGGGGACGGGGCGUCCCCGCUGAUGAUCGCGGCGGUCAGCGGGCAGCUGGAGGUGGUGCAGCUGCUCGUGGAGAGGAGUGCGGACGUGGACAAGCAGGACAGCGUCCAUGGGUGGACCGCUCUCAUGCAGGCCACCUACCACGGGAAUAAGGAUGUGGUGAAGUACCUGCUGAACCAGGGAGCCGACGUGAACCUCCGCGCCAAAAACGGCUACACGGCCUUCGAUCUCGUCAUGCUGCUGAAUGACCCGGACACGGAGCUGGUGAGGCUGCUGGCUUCCGUGUGCAUGCAGGUGGAUAAGGACAAGGGCAAGUCCAGGACUAGGACGUCCCUCUCGCGCUCCAAAAGCAGACAGUCCCUCAGCGUCCCUGUACCCCCUGACGACAAGGGGGGGCUGAAGUCGUGGUGGAACAGGAUGUCCAAUCGGUUCCGGAGGCUCAAGCUGACCCACACUCUGCGGCACGGGCUCUCCACCAACCGCCUGGCCCCCUUCCCGGACGACCCCGAGGUGUCUCUGGACUCCACCAUGAAGGCGGACGGGAAGAGCGGCGGGCCCAACGGCGCCAUGGCGAUGCCUCCCGGCCUGGGGAACGCCGACGUGAGCGUGGCGUGGAGCGCCAAGAGCAAAGACAGCGGCAUUGGCAGAACCAGCACAGAAAAAGAUGACUCUCUUAUAACAACAAUGCUGAGAAAUGGCGCUCCCUUGACUCGCCUCCCUAAUGACAAGCUGAAGGCCGUGAUUCCGCCCUUCCUCCCCCCGUCCAACUUCGAGCCCUGGAACUCAGACCGGUCCCGUGUCCUGAAGGAGGGAAAAACGGAGCCGCCCCGCCUCACUAUGCCCCAGAGGGGGAAGGCCAGCUUCAACAGCAGCGGCAACUCCGACAUCACGUCCGUCAGCCGCGUGGUCACCCGCUCCAUCAAGUUCCCCAGCAUCACCAAGGGUCCCGCCUCCCCCUCCAACUCUGGGAACUUCAACUACUCCCCCCACUCUUCUGGGGGCUCCAACGGGGUGGCCGGGGUGAACAGGCACGCGGUCGACCCACACAACCGCUCGGGGGGAAGCUCGGACAGCGUCCUGUCCCAGAUCGCCGCUCAGAGGAAGAAGGCGGCGGGCCUCCUGGACCAGAAGCCCCAGGCCGCCGAGACUCCGCUCCCCGCCGUGCCCGACAUCAGCCUCCCGGACAUCCACAGCACCCCCAGCCUGGUGGCCAGCGACGUGCACUCCCGGAGGAAAAUGGACCUCAUGAAGAGGCCACAGUCGGGAAACUCGUCCACUUCGAAGAGCACCUCUCCCACCCUGACCCCCUCCCCCUCCCCGACUCCCAAACCGCCGCCGGGGGACUCCCUCUCUUCGGCCUCCUCGCACCCGCGCUCCAAGAGCAGCGGCGGCUCGAGCAGCGGCACCAUCACAGAUGAGGAUGAGCUUUCAGGCAUUCUAAAGAAGCUCUCACUGGAAAAAUACCAGCCUAUAUUUGAAGAGCAGGAGGUAGACAUGGAGGCCUUCCUUACCCUGACUGACGGGGAUCUGAAGGAGCUCGGAAUUAAAACAGAUGGGCCCAGACAGCAGAUCCUGGCAGCCAUAUCUGAGCUGAACGCUGGAAAGGGCAGAGAGAGGCAGAUCCUGCAGGAAACCAUUCACAACUUCCAGUCGUCGUUUGGCAGCAGUGCCAGUAAUCCGCGGCCCCCUGGGUACCCUCGCUCUCCAGCAGGUUGGGUCCGACAGCAGGUGCGCUCCUCCAGCAAGAGGUAGUUUCCGUGGCGCUGACCCCCCCACCCCCCCACACGGGGGGAAAAGCUGUGGAACCCCGCAGAUGUGGGCGAAGGAGCCCACGCGUGAGGAAGGAGGGUCUCAUGGACGCCAGUGUCCCAGUGCACAGUCCGGUGCAGGAGGACACUGCAGCGCAGACGCCGGGGCCCCCGGGGGCCCCCGCUCCCGCCCCCUCGCCAGGGGCCAGGGAGGCCCGGGGCCACAGGGCCGCAAACGGCGACCCGCUCCCGGCCGUUCUCAGACAGAGCACAAAGUCAUGUGCCGCAACCGCUUCACCUGCGCAACACUGCUGUCUCACUGAGGGUGUGAACGUGCCCUCGCUCUGUGUAACGGGCUCUGUGUAAUGGGCUCUGUGUAACGGGCUCUGUGUAACGGGCUCUGUGUAACAGACUCUGUGUAAUGGGCUCUGUGUAAUGGGCUCUGUGUAACGGGACUCUGUGUAACGGGCUCUGUGUAAAGGGGCUCUGUGUCACGGACUGUGUGUAAUGGGCUCUGUGUAACGGGCUCUGUGUAAUGGGCUCUGUGUAACAGACUCUGUGUAACGGGCUCUGUGUCAUGGGCUCUGUGUAACGGGCUCUGUGUAAUGGGCUCUGUGUAACGGGCUCUGUGUAAUGGGCUCUGUGUCACGGGCUCUGUGUAAAGGGCUGUGUGUAAAGGGCACGGUAAUCCUGCAAAGCUUCGGUCAGCAUGAAUAAGGGGAUAAGAGGAGGAAACGACCUCUGGUGUGUAGUCAUGGUCACCAGAGCGCCAAUGGCAUCAGAAAGGUUCUGGUUCCUCAAAACGACAGUUGAGGAUGAGUACAAGGAAAAUGCUUUUUUUUCUUCAUGUUUGCAUUUGAUGUUUUUGAGAAAAAUUAAUCUUAUAAGAGGUUGAGUAUAAUUUAUUGUUCUGUUCUAGGUUGUUGGUAUGUAUGCACACAGUUACUAAAAUAUGUGCUUGAGUUUGAUUAUCAUGAAGAUAUUAAAUUUAUUGAAAGGUCUUGUGUUUAUUAUGUAUUUUGCUAUGCAAUAAAUAUUAACGGAGCCAA